CUGCCAUCACGAUGGCCCGAGAUGGCCGAGCCUACCUGCUGACAGCAGCAAUCAGACUAAGCAAUGGCAACUGUCUCGUCCUCACGACAUGUCACGGGUGACUGACUGCUGGGCGUGACGUCGCGGAUGAAGAUACGUUUUUGACGCGACAUUGGCGCGUUAGCUCGUAAUUUUCUCGUCUAUCUCUCUGAGCGCAUUAUGAAUUGUCGAGUCCUGUCGAAGUACAAUUUGAAGGUCAUGGGCGCACAUGAUCGCGAACUUCCACUGUCGAACAAGGAAUUCCACUGAUCGUAUCAACAACAACCAUGCCAGCGAAUUUCGGCAGGUGUGAUGAUCCGGUCAGGAUCGUCUUCAAUCUGGCCGCUGACAGGCUUAAGCCUGUACUGCACGGACAGAACCCUUCGUCGUCUCCGCCGCGCGUCCAAAGUGCUACAACAGAUUCGAGGACUUCCGCAACACACACGAGCACAAAGUGCAGGCUGCGGCCCACAUGUCGACGUCGCCUUCUUUGUCACGCGAUGUACGAGAACUCGCGGCGUCCCCAUCUAUAAGAAUCACCCGGCGGCGCAUCGAGGCCCCACCCCAGCAGCUCUUCCCGGGCUCCUCUGGACGCGUAUAUCUCCUCGAUGUCUUUCUCCAGCGCGUUGACCGUCCUCGCUGCGAUUGCUGCUGUGGCUGCUGCCAAGGGACCUAUGGUGUUGCAUGAGAGCAGAACGACUACGCCCGUCGGAUUCGUCAGCCAUGGACCUGCGCCUGCUACUGACCAGCUGGAACUGCGCUUUGCAUUGGCCCAGAACAACCCUACUGGUCUUCAGAACAAGCUCAUGGAGGUCUCGACGCCCGGAAACGACAACUACCGGCAGUGGCUGUCGAUGGAAGACGUCAAGUCCUACAUGGCACCAUCCGCAGACACCGUUGCUGCAUUCAAUACCUUUGCCGCAGCGCAGGGACUGCAGAUUACAGGGAGCUCCCCGAACGGCGACUGGGUGACCGCGACGCUCCCCGUCUCGCAAGCCAACGACCUCUUCGACGCCAACUUCGAGGUCUUCUCGCACCCCGAGCUCGCCGACACGAUCACGCGCACGAUGUCCGUGUCGCUCCCGCACGAGAUCGUCGGCGUGGUGGACGUCAUCCACCCCUCGACCGCGUUCGUCGAGCCGCAGCCGAGGCUCGCGCCGUCGGUGAUCCAGCUGGACGUGCCGUCCCAGGCGAAGCGCGCGAUCCCGGCGUCGUGCAAUACCCGUGUUGCGAGCGGGGUAAUGACGCCCGCGUGCCUGCAAGCGCUGUACGGCAUCCCGACGGCUCCCGCCACGCAGAAGAACAACUCGAUACUCAUCACGGGGUACAUCGAUCAGUGGGCGCAGACGGCGGAUUUGCAGUCGUUCUUGAAGACCCUGCGCAAGGACAUGUCUUCUUCGACGUCAUUCGCCGUUCAGACCGUUGACGGAGGCGCUAAUAUCCAGAGUUCCGCGGAUGCUGGUAUCGAGGCUGACUUGGACGUCGAGUACACUAUCGGUAUCGCGACCGGCGUCCCUGCCACUUUCCUGUCUGUUGGCAAUUCCGUGGAAUUCCCCACUGCUUUGAUCGACACCACGACAUUCCUGGAUGGUGUCAAGAACCCUCCAUCGGUCAUGACCACGUCGUACGGAUCCACUGAAACCUCGUUCGGCAGCUCGUUGGCAACACGAAUCUGCAACGGCUACAUGGCACUGAGCAGUCGGGGCAUCUCCGUCGUCUUCGCGUCCGGAGACGGCGGUGUGCGCGGCAACCACGACACGACCGACAUCUGCAGCAACAACCGCUUCAUGCCCGUCUUCCCCGCGGCGUGCCCGUUCGUGACGUCCGUCGGGUCGACGCAGGGCAUCCCCGAGAGGGCCGUCAACUUCACCGGCGGCGGGUUCUCCAGCGUCUUCCCUGCGCCGACGUACCAGACCACCCAGGUCUCCUCCUUCCUGAAAACACUCCCGUCCAACUUCAGAGGCAACUUCACGCGCAGUGGGCGUGGGUACCCCGACGUCGCGGUCCAGGGCUGGAACUUCGAGGUCGUCAUCGGGGGCCAGACGGGCCUGAUCGGCGGGACCAGCGCGUCGGCGCCGACGUUCGCUGCCAUGAUCGCGCUGGUGAACGACCGCCUCGUCGCGGCAGGCAAGCCCGUGCUCGGCUUCCUGAACCCGUUCCUGUACAAGAACCCCGCCGCGUUCACGGAUAUCACGACCGGCCACAACUCGGGCUUGGUCUGUCCCGCGAGUUCGGUGGCGUUCGAUGCUGCGACCGGCUGGGACGCGCUGACUGGGCUGGGAACGCCCAUUUUCUCCAACCUCCUCGCCGCCGCGAUGGCUGCCCACUGAGAGACAGAUGUACCACGAUUUCAUUGUACAUAGAUACCAGAUUAAUGCUUGCGGAAUGAGAACAAGGCUUUUGCGUUCAUUGUUGGGUUUC
This is a messenger RNA of Mycena citricolor, 2439 nucleotides long. Lineage: Eukaryota; Fungi; Basidiomycota; Agaricomycetes; Agaricales; Mycenaceae. The record is from the annotation of a GenBank genome assembly.